This is a messenger RNA of Talaromyces atroroseus, 2589 nucleotides long. RefSeq lists its product as hypothetical. The transcript is spliced from 4 exons. NCBI's taxonomy places the organism in Eukaryota, Fungi, Ascomycota, Eurotiomycetes, Eurotiales, Trichocomaceae. The record is from RefSeq and is a predicted model, not a curated record. Bases 1 to 2589 code for a protein of 862 amino acids. Gene Ontology annotation, molecular function: protein binding.
AUGGACUGGACUUCCGGUAAACGUCGCCAACAAAGCGAUGAACCCACUGAGACAGCGGUACCCAAUGAAUUUAUUUCCAGCAGUGAAUGGGGUGAUAUAUUAGAAGGUAAAGAGACGAUUCCAGGUGACAAAGGCAGUAACACUCCGGAAUCUGUUUCGAUUUUAGCGAAUAAGACGGCCCCAGAGAAUGAUGAUACGGCUGAUGCUCGACAACCAGCAUGCAUUCAUAAAGUUGCAGAAGAACAUCUAGACGUUGGGAAGGAGACCCGGGACAUUGCCAGACAGACUGAGCAUACCGCAAAGGAGCAGCUGCAAUUUCAUAAAGAUCUAGCCAGGGAUAAAUUGUCCCAAGAGGAGCGAAAAGAGAGACGAAAAUGCCAUCAGCUAUUCCGCCUUACAACCAGUAGCAGGGAUAUUACAUACGAGUGGUACAAGGACCGAGUGGAUGAAAGGGUUGAAGAUACGUGCCUUUGGUUCCUCAGACACAUAAAUUACCAAACAUGGUUGGAACAGGAUUUCGGCCCCCUCCUAGUCUCAGCGGACCCUGGUUGUGGAAAGUCGGUGCUGGCCAAGUACCUGAUCGACCACGGUCUACCACAAUCGUCGACCAUAUGCUACUUCUUCUUUAAAGACCAGGAUCAGAACACCAUCCGACAGGCCCUUUGCGCUCUACUUCACCAGCUCUUCGAACACAAGCCGUCUCUGGUCGAACAUGCCAUGACACAAUAUGAGAUUGUUGGGCAAGGUUUAAUUAAUUCUUCGGAAUCACUCUGGAAGGUUCUGGGAAACGCUGUUCAAGACACCCGAGCAGGGCCUAUAAUCAUGGUCCUCGAUGCCCUGGAUGAAUGUGCUGAACCAGAAUUUGCAGACCUGAUACAGAACAUUGCGAGCCAGUUACGCGCCAGCCAGCUAGGCAAUGGGAAGUUAAAGUAUCUUCUAACGAGCCGUCCGUAUGAACAGAUUGUGUCUCGGUUUCGUGGCCUAUUGCAAGCUUUCCCAAAUAUCCGUAUACAUGGAGAGAAAGAAUCCGAAACCAUAAGUCAGGAGGUGAAUAGAGUCAUUACACACCGGGUAAAUCUACUUUCGAAGAAGCAGCGUCUCUCACCAGAAAUCAAGAACCACCUGGAGAAAAGACUACAGGAGACACCUAACCGCACUUAUUUGUGGGUAUGCCUUGUGUUCGACUAUCUGGAAAAAGAAAACUUCAAAAAGACGAAAAAGGGGAUUGAGUCGACGGUUGCAAAGCUCCCAAGGACCAUCAAUGAAGCAUAUGAGAAAAUCCUUAACAAGUCCAAGAACGAUUGGAUGUCCAUUCGGGACCUUGAUCUUGAGGACGAGGAAGACUUCGAGCCGCGUCUCAGAGUUUAUCUUCUCCACAAAACAGCUCGCGAUUUUCUCCUCGCAGAUCUGGCAUCGCCUACAGCUGUUCCGUCGAAUCCCGGGGCAAGCUGGUAUUAUUCUAUUACUAGUAACCAAGCACAUGCCAUUCUUGCGGAACUCUGCGUUCUGUACUUGAAUCUUUUGAACUCCGACGCUAUCGUUUCGACAGAUGCGAAGGAGGAAGUCAGCCCAUCCAUCCAUAGCCGCUCCUUCUUGGAUUACUCGGCCAAAUUCUGGGGCGCUCACUUCCGCGAGGCUAAGAUCACUGAUGAUGCUGACAUUAUACCUAUCGCACUUAGAAUUUGUGAUCCAGACUCGAAGAGCUACUUGACUUGGUUCCGGAUUUUUUGGCAGACCGUACGUAUACGUGCUACCGAGAAUUUUACAGAUCUUAUGGUGGCAUCAUAUUUUGGUCAUGAAGCCAUCGUCAAGAUACUGCUGGAAAGGGGGGCUGAGGUCAAUUCCAAGGAUAGCGAAUAUGGUCGGACACCGCUGUUAUGGGCGAUUGUGAACGGUUAUGAGGCCAUCAUCAAGCUUCUGUUAGAUAAGGGCGCUGUGAUUGAUUUGAAGGAUGAUGCAUAUGGUCAGACACCGCUCUCGUGGGCUACUAAGUAUGGUCAUGAGACUAUUGUCAAGCUGCUACUGGACAAGGGCGCUGAGAUCGACUCAAAGAAUGAUGGGCAUAAUUGGACACCGCUCUUAUUGGCCGCGAAAGUUGGUGAUGAAGCUAUUAUUAAGCUGCUGUUAGACAGGGGCGCAGGAAUUGACUCAAAGGAUAGUGAAAAUGGUUGGACACCGCUCUUCUUUGCCGUUGAAAAUGGCGACAAAGCCAUUGUCAAGUUGCUGUUGGACAGAGGCGCCGAUGUUGAGGCUAAGGAUAAGGACUAUGGUUGGAUGCCGCUCUCAAUGGCUGUUGAAAACGGUGAUGAAGCCAUCGUCAAGCUGCUGCUGGAUAAGGGUGCUAAGUUCAACUUUGAGGAUGGCGCGUAUGUUCAGAUGCCACUCUCAUUGGCCGCCGAAAAUGGUAAUGAAGCUAUCGUCAAGUUGCUUCUGGAUAAGGGUGCUAGGGUAAACUCAAAAAAUAGGUAUGGCCAGACACCGCUCUCAAAGGCUACUAAGAAGAAUCAUAAAGUCAUUAUGAAGCUGCUACUGGACAAGGGCGCCGAGGUUGACGCAAAAGAUGUCGAGUAUGGUCACAUGCCUCCAUGA